Molecule: messenger RNA, 1614 nt
Organism: Musa acuminata AAA Group (dessert banana)
Lineage: Eukaryota; Viridiplantae; Streptophyta; Magnoliopsida; Zingiberales; Musaceae
Product: probable polygalacturonase
Exons: 6
Coding region: 1-1614 (537 amino acids)
Biological process (GO): carbohydrate metabolic process
Molecular function (GO): polygalacturonase activity
Source: RefSeq, a predicted model, not a curated record
AUGGCUGAUGAGUUAGCACAGUUUGGUCCACGGGUCAAUGUCGGGAGCCUUCUGUCGAGUGAGCUAGAUGACAAGGUUGAGACGCUCGCGACUCGCGAGUGGUCAUUCGCCUACAGAAAUGGCCCUCGUCGGGUGAUCCUCGACUUUGGCCCCUUCGAUGAGCAAGUGUUGAUGAUUUUAGUGCUGUGGACGUUGGUAACAGCGGCGUUCAUAGGGAUCGCUGAGGGCCAUCGCCACCACCGGCGGGCAGGUGGUGCGACGGAGCUAGAAGCCUUCCACUAUGCGGCGGCAGGGGCAAGAGGAUGCCGGGCCCACGUGGCCAGCCUGACGGACUUCGACGGGGUGGGCGACGGGGUGACCUCCAACACGGCGGCCUUUGCGGCGGCCGUGACCAACCUCAGUAAGGUGGCGUACGAUGGCGGCGCGAUGCUGGUGGUGCCGGCCGGCCGGUGGCUCACCGGGCCCUUCAACCUCGCCGACCACUUCACCCUCUUCCUCGACCACGACGCCGUCAUCCUCGCCACUCAGGUCCGCCUCCCUCCUCCGCCCCCUUCCCCCACCUUCUCCUCCAUCUAUUUCGUUGUAGAGUGCAUGUUCAUAAUCGUUCAUGGCUUGUUUGCCAUUACCAUCGCCUCUAUCAUCUGCGUUGCCUUCAUCCUCGGUGGGAAUAAUGGAACUAUCGAUGGACAAGGUGAAACCUGGUGGAAAAUGUUCCGUAAUAAAGAACUCAAUUACACUCGUGGAUACCUCAUUGAAUUGAUGUACUGCAAACAAGUGCUGAUUUCCAACAUUACAUUGGUUAACUCUCCAUCGUGGAAUGUCCAUCCAGUGUACAGCAGCCACGUAAUCGUCUCAGGCAUCACAAUUCUUGCACCGGUCAACUCUCCCAACACUGAUGGGAUCGAUCCAGACUCAUCCUCCAAUGUCCGCAUUGAGGACUGCUACAUAGUCUCAGGCGAUGACUGCAUCGCCAUUAAAAGCGGUUGGGAUGAGUACGGGAUUGCAUUCAACAUGUCAAGCAAACACAUAGUGAUCAGACGGCUCACCUGCAUCUCCCCCACGAGCGCUGUCAUCGCCCUGGGAAGCGAGAUGUCGGGAGGAAUCCAAGAUGUCCGGGCCGAAGACAUCACGGCCAUCCACUCCGAAUCCGGCGUCAGGAUCAAGACGACCAUCGGAAGGGGAGCUUACGUGAAGGACAUAUUCGUGAGAAGAAUGAAUCUGCACACAAUGAAGUGGGUCUUCUGGAUGACGGGCACCUACGGGCAGCACCCGGACGACAAAUUUGAUCCGAAAGCCAUUCCGGUGGUGCAGAAUAUCAGUUACAGCAACGUGGUGGCCGAGAACGUGACCAUGGCCGCGAAGCUGGAGGGGAUUCCCGGCGCGCCCUUCACCGGAAUAUGCAUCUACAAUGUGACGGCGGAGGUGGUGAAGUCGAAGAAGCCGAUUUGGAACUGCACCGACGUGGAGGGCGUAUCGAGUCACGUGACGCCCACUCCCUGUGCGCAGAUUCCGGAAUAUCCAGAUCGUAUAACGCAUUGCCCCUUCCCUGAAGAUGAUCUACCUGUGAAUGGUGUUGGGCUAGAGGAGUGUGCUUAUCAGAGAGCCAAACCAUGA